GUGAGUUCGUUCUCUAGACGGUCGGAAGGUUACAAGACAGUUCCCUAUCAGCUACUUUGCUGUUAGUCUGUGGCGUAAUAUUCCGGUCGGCCCUACGAUCGUAGCUUCAAUUUACUGCUUAGACUUCUUGCCAUUAAAUAUUGUUAACCGUAUCUAUCGGAUUCAGAUUCUCAUUUUUUAGCGAGCACGGGACCUCCAGUUUGACGCACGAUAAUAGGUCAUAUGCUUUAAGUUGUAAAUAAUACAGAUGCCUCUCAAAUGAGUGGACAUUGUCAUCAUGGCUAGUGUGAUCAUGGUUGUUUUUUUCUCUCUCAGGUCUCCAGAGGUUAUGUUGGGUCUACCGUAUACCGAGGCCACGGAUAUGUGGUCUGUGGGCUGCGUCGCUGCGUUCCUCUACCUCGGAUGCCUCCUCUACCCCGGCAGGAGUGAAUAUGACAUGAUGAGGUACAUAGUGGAGACUCAGGGUCAUCCACCAAACACCCUGCUCACCCUGGGACUGAAAACUGGCUGUUUUUUCCAACGCAACUCCAAGAACAGUUUCUGGAAACUCAAGACACCAGAACAGUUCUAUCGUGAGACUGGGAUUUGGCCGUUGGAGACCAGGUCCAACAAAUUCUGCUCGCUGUAUCAUCUCUUGCCUAUCCAGCCCAUCAGGAGUGAAAAGUCUGUUGAUAUAGUUUCAGAAUCGACUGGCAGGCUUUACUUUGGGGACAUCCUCAGUCGGAUGCUUGAGCUUGAUGCUGCUAAGAGACUUACACCCCGUCAGGUGCUCCAGCAUCCAUUCACCAGCAUGCACCACAUGUCCAGAAGAUACCAUGUCAGCUCCUAUGUACGGUCCUGUUUUGAGACUGUGUACCAGAACCGGACUACUGACAGUGGGAUAGCUGUGGGUGGGUCUCUGCAGCGGUCAUCCUCAUCCGCCCAUCGCGUCCAGCAGAACCUUCCUUCUGCUUCUGCUGAGAGAGGCGCCUGUUAA
Molecule: messenger RNA, 976 nt
Organism: Pseudoliparis swirei
Lineage: Eukaryota; Metazoa; Chordata; Actinopteri; Perciformes; Liparidae
Product: homeodomain-interacting protein kinase 2-like
Exons: 5
Coding region: 278-976 (232 amino acids)
Biological process (GO): peptidyl-serine phosphorylation; peptidyl-threonine phosphorylation
Cellular component (GO): cytoplasm; nucleus
Molecular function (GO): ATP binding; protein tyrosine kinase activity; protein serine/threonine kinase activity
Source: RefSeq, a predicted model, not a curated record